AGCAGCGAACCUAGUACAUUUAUAGUAAAACUAUUAUGGCAAAUGUCAAUUGAAAUGAAGUCAUCUGUAGGACCUGUGCCUAUGUCCCGUAAUCCGGAGAUAAUUAGUAGCAGAUGUAGGAUGGGUUUUUUUUGUUUUGUUUUUUUUUGGCACAGAACAUACACUAAUCCGCGCUAGCACGCGUGCUGCAUUCAUUAAAUCCCAUCUCGGGCGUAUGCGAAUCAGCCAGCAGCGGCUUUGGUGCGCGGACCGAAAUAGAACAACGGCGUUAGUGAGUAUAAAUAUCGUAACACCUUUGGGCGCUUGUCUUCCUGCUUCCUGCUUCGUUACAACGAUUUGCUGCGGCGAGAAGCACUGUCUAAUCUCAUUUAUUUACAAACACGCACCGUUUAGAGGGUGAUACCGAACGUGACUGGGGGGGACUUGGAGCAGGACCGGGUAAAAGGUGGCCGGUUCUGAGCUGAUUGAUCAACAAAAAUGUAUUACUGUCGACACACCGCUUUUGCUUCAAUCCACCCGUCUACGCAAAAAGGUCAGCACCACAGCUGAUAGACCCGGCUUGUUUGCUGGGUGGGCUACGUAAAAAAAGUAGGAAGAAAAUAAAUGGUCCACACACCGAAAUGUCUCAUGCAGUUAGCCAAUUUUCGUAACGCGUCACUUGCCGUCCCGGUUCGCCUGGUGGUUUGUACUUUCACUGCACCGCACGCGGCCGUGCGCCCACUGUCCGGAAGGUGGUUAGAAUUUAAACACAAAACAUCCCCGUCCGUAUGAUUCCGCGGAAUUCUGUAUGCGAAAUUGAGAAGAUGGUGGUGAUUAAAAUAAAAUGCGGUAGUGUACGGUGCGAUCGUCGUCGUCGUCAGCUGCGGACGGUCCUACGGUAUGUGUGUUUUUGCACGAUUUUGGGCGACAAAAUCUUUUGCUACAAUGCUAGCAAAAUUAGCUGUCGGCGCUCAGUUCCGUUCUGAUGCUCGGCAAAGGAGCAUCGUAAAACGGGUGGAUUAAUUAAUUGUUUAAGGUGCGCCAGAAGUGUGUGGCAGCUCUGUGUGAAGUGAACUUUGUGUGGGAUUAUUAUGAGUGGAUAAAGAUGAUCGGCAUGCCAAACAUCUCCGUAGUAUCUGCAGGCCGGGUACCACGGGCGCUUCUGCUACUGCUGCUACUCGUCGGCACCGUGACAGCUGCUCUCCCGGGCCAGCAGACCUUCAGCUGCCAUCGGCAUGGGCGCGAGUGCAAGCUGUGGAACCUUUACUUGGACACGCCGGACGAAGUGUCGGAGGCGAUCAUCAACACCGGCGGUGAUGGUAGCGGAUCGUUCGUCGAGGUGGAGAUAGCGUACUCGUCGCUGCCCAUCAUCCCGCAGUCGCUGUUUAGCGACAACGAAAAUGUCGUCUCGCUCAAGAUGGAAGAUUGCGAUGUGGAGCUGCUCGAGUCGACCACCUUUGACGAUGCGCACGAGCUGAAGUACCUGCAGUUGCAGAAGAACCAUCUGACGGUGCUGCGCGACGAUGCGUUCGUUCGGGCGACGAAGCUGCUGCGCAUCAAUCUGGGCGCCAAUCGGAUCGUUACGGUCGGUGAGUUCGCGUUCCGUGGGUUGGACAAUCUGGAAACGUUGCGGCUGUCCCGAAACAAGAUCGCUCAGUUUGCGAGCAAAACGUUCGCCGGAUUGCAUCAGCUGACGGAGCUUAAUCUCGAUCACAACCACGCGGAGGAGCUGCCGGAUCGGUUGUUUGAGGAGCUGGGCCAGCUGCGGGAGCUUCAUCUCGAUCACAACUAUCUGUCGGGCCUGUCGCGGAACACGUUCCUCGGGUUGACGGGUUUGCGAAAGCUGAUACUGAAGGAGAACGAGCUGGUGUCGAUCGAUCCGCAAGCAUUUGCACCGCUAACAGCGCUGACCGAGCUUGAUCUGGAGGGUAACAAUCUGAAGCUGCUUUCGCCGAACACGUUCGUGCCGUUGGUGCAUCUACGCGAGCUCUUGCUUGCGGACAACUACAUCGAGCGGCUUGAUGAUGGGAUAUUUGCGGGCAACCUCAACCUGGAGAUACUGAAGCUGAAUAACAACUCGAUCGAGGAGCUGCAGCCCGCUGUGUUGGCCGGCUUGAAAAACUUGGAAGAUUUGUCCCUGCAGCACAACGAAAUUCGUAUGCUGGAAAGGAACCUGCUGAAAAGUGCUACCAGCUUGCGGGUGCUCCAGCUGGAGGGAAACGUCAUUCACAAGAUUAUCCCGGGCACGUUCGAUACCUUGAAACGGUUGGAGACGCUAGACCUGGAGGACAACAGUUUGUCGUCGAUUGAGGGUGGCAUCUUCAAUGGUUUAACAUCGCUGGAAAAACUGUACAUCAAUGAGAAUCAGAUCGAGGAGCUGAAAGCUGGCACACUGAAGGGACCGGAACGGCUCAGGAAGCUCGAGCUAGAGCAAAACAUCAUCAAGCGCAUUGAUGAGCGAUUUUUGGACGACACAACACAACUGCGCACUCUGUCGCUGGAAGAGAACCUUAUCGACGAGAUCCCGGUGAAGCUGUUUGCAAACCAGAAGAGUCUGAAGGAAAUUUCGCUCGAAAACAACAACAUUCAGCAGCUACCGGAUGGUGUAUUUGCGGCGAUCUCCACCUGCCUGGAGGAGCUCUAUCUUGCCGACAACGAUCUGUCGGAGCUGUCACCGGCCGUGCUCGAUCUUCCGCGCUUGGAGCUGCUCGACAUAUCGGACAACAAGUUCCGCGAUCUUCCGGACGAUAUGUUUAGCAAGGCGAAGCAAUUGCACGAACUGUAUGCGGACGGUAACAUGAUCGACGAUAUACCGGAUGCGCUGCGAUCGCUGCUCCGGCUGUCCACCCUUUCACUGACCCGCAACCGUUUGCACGACAUCGAUCCACAGAGCUGGAGCAUGAUGCAGCGCUUGAAGGAGCUGUAUCUGUCCGAGAACUUUAUCCAGGUGCUGACGCCCCAGAGCUUCGAGCGGCUGGAAUCGUUGAAGGAGCUGCAUCUCGAUCGGAACCAUCUGCAUACGAUCCCGGCGAACACGUUCGCGCGGAAUGGAAAUUUGGAAAAGCUAAAUCUUUCGAGCAAUCAUCUGCAGGGCCCGCUGGUGAAUAGUUUUGCUGGGCUGUGGAAAUUGAAAGAGCUACAGCUGGCGGACAAUCCGCUCGUCACGAUGGAGGCAAACAGCUUCCGGGACCUGAGGAAGGUGGAGAAGCUUUCGCUGGAGAACGUGAGUCUGGCGGAUGUAAGUGGUAGUCCGUUCUACGGUAUGGCAUCGCUGGAAAAGCUCGAUCUUGACGAGAACCGUGUGCAGCGGCUCGAAGGUUCAUCGUUGCGAGGGUUGGAGAUGCUGGAGAAGUUGUACAUCAAUCACAACCCGGUGGCACGCAUCGACACGAACACGUUCAAGCAUUUGGGCAACCUGCAGACGAUCUCGAUCGGACCAGGUGCAAUCGAUUUCACGGAAGAUCUGUUGCAGAACAAUCAGCGGCUGAAGGAGCUAUAUCUGUUCGAUUGCGUUGCUAGUCCACUGCCUGGGCGAUUUUUUCACUUCAACAAGAAACUGCAAACGUUGGCGAUCGUCGAUAAUGAGAAGCUGGGUGGUCUGAACAAGCAGUGGUUUAAGGAUCUUUCGAACCUGCAGCGACUUGUGCUGAUGCGCAAUGGGCUGAAGCAGUUUGAGAAGGGUAUAUUCGAUUCGUUGGACGGGUUGGAUGAGCUGUACCUAGCGGGAAAUCCGGUGGGGGAGCUGGAUCGUGACGUUUUUGCGAAGGUCGUUGGACUGGAGGUGUUGGACCUUUCGAGCAUGAAGCUGCGUACGCUCCCCAUGGGCAUAUUCGAUAACCUGUACGAUCUUGAAACGCUGGACCUGGGCGAGAAUGAGCUCGCGAGUGGAUUAACGAACGGAGUGUUUAGGAAUCUGUACUCGCUGAAAACGCUUUCGCUCGACAACAAUCAUCUGAAAACACUCGAUACGGUGCUGUUUGAUGAUUUGAAGAAUCUUCGCACCAUCGAUCUGAGCGGCAACGAGCUGAGCACACUCGAUCCUCAGCUAUUCCACGACUCGCUCGAUCUGGAACUGUUGGACCUUUCCGCGAACAAGUUCACCACGUUCGAUCUGCAGCAGACAACGUUCUCGAAAACGCUCGUCGAGCUAGACAUGGACGACAAUCAGCUGGUUUCGAUCCGGGUCACCGAGGACCUGGAGGAGCUGUACGUGGAAAACAAUCAGCUGACGGCGAUCGAGGUCGAUAACUCACCGUCGUACAAUCUGCGCAGCCUUUCGAUUGCGAACAACAAAUUCAUCGAACUGGACUCGCUGUACCGGUUCAACAAUCUCGAGGAACUGGACGCAUCGUACAAUGCGGAGCUGCGGGUGCUGGAGCUGGGAAGAAUAUCGAAGGCAAUGUCGGUGCUGGAAGUGUUGAACGUGUCGCACUGCGCUAUCAACGAGCUAAGCUUGGCGGAGAUUGAGGUGCACGCGUUCCUGGAGCUGUUGGAUGUGUCGGGCAAUAAGCUGCCCAGUUUGGAGCUGGAUGCGUAUCGUUACUUCCCCGCGGUGGAGAGCUUUAUAUUCGGGGGUAACGCGUUCGAGAAGUUCUCGAUUGAGGAGGUGCUGAGCAGCUUUAAGGAUUUGGAAAUGAUCGGGCUGGAUGGUACGACUUGGGAGCCCACCUUCCUGGACGAGCUCGAGAGUUACAUACAGGAUCGGGACGUACGGUUUUGGCAUCAUGGAGCAGGUGAGAGCCCUACCUGCACUAUCGGACGCGUCAGUCAGCUGUUUUGUUACGAGCCGAACAAAGUGUACCAGUAUUGUUCUGAAGGUUCCCGCCCGCCUGUUACGAUGGGAAGCUUCCGAAGAAGCAUUUUGGAAGUGUUCGCUGUGCUUCUGCUGGUGGCCAGUGCGUGGGGUGAAUCGCAGUUUGACUGUGAAUACAAUGAGUGUGAGUUCGUGCUGGAUGAGAGCAGUCUGGCGCAGGACAUACACUCGUACAAGUUUAAUUUCACUGUAGAGAGCGGCGCGAUCGACACGAGCUUCGAUGGAUCGCGACUUUCGAUCGUUCCACCGUCGCUGUUCCUCGACUAUGGCAGCCGGCUAGACACGUUGGUUAUGGCGGAGGUAGAUGUACAGCGUCUCAAUCCCGAUACGUUCGGUGCCGCAUUCGCUCUGCGAACGUUGAAAAUGCAGAAAAAUCGCAUCCCGAAGCUGCACAAUUACAUGUUCCGCAAUUCCACCAAACUGGAGCGCAUCAACUUCGGCAGCAACCGGAUCGAUGUGGUGGAAGAAUUCACGUUCUCUGGGUUGAGCAAGCUGGAGCUUCUUCGGCUGUCACGCAACAAGAUUGGUGUGCUGCCGGCGAAGUUGUUUGUUGGAUUGAGUGGCUUGAAGGAUCUGCAUCUGGAUCACAACCGUAUCACGGAGCUACCGGGACGCAUGUUUGCAGACCUGCCGCUGCUCCGAGAGCUGUAUCUGGCCUUUAACUACCUCGAGAAGCUUACGAAGGAUAGCUUCGUUGGGAUCCCCAAUCUCCGCAAGCUUGCGCUGCAAAACAAUCGCAUCAGCUCCAUCGAACCGGACACGUUCAAACCGCUGAGCUCGUUGGGCUAUCUGUAUUUGCAGUCGAACAAGCUGACAACCCUAGCGUCGGAAACGUUCGUGGCGCAGGUGAAGCUUACCGCUUUGGAUUUGAGCGUGAACUAUUUGAGGCAGCUUCCGAAGGAUCUGUUCCGACAAACUAUCGCGCUGGAAGGUUUGAAGCUGAGCAAUAACUCGCUCCGCGAACUGGAUUCCGAUCUGUUCGAGAGUGUGGUAAAUCUUGGUGAGCUACUGCUGGAGCACAACGAGCUUGAAUCGAUCGAGGAGGCACUGUUUAGGAACCUGCAGAAGCUGGAUUUACUGUUGCUGGAAAACAAUCGGAUAGGUCACAUCUUCCCCGGUACGUUUGAUCCGUUGCGAAAACUCGAGCUGCUAGACCUCAACAACAAUGGAGUCAUGAUGAUCGAGGGAGGUCUGUUCCGUGCGCUGCGAUCUCUGAAAAAGCUAUUCCUCAACAACAAUCUUAUCAGUGUGCUUAGCGACGAAUGUUUGAAUGGCACCGUUAUGCUUAAAGAAAUCCAUCUGGACAACAACCCAAUUCAAUCGAUCGACGAACGGUUCCUGAACAGACCGCAGCUCUCGCUACUUUCGAUGGACAGGUGUGGACUGAAAACGCUACCGAAGCAGCUGUUCGCCAAUCAACAGUUUCUGCGCACGCUGUCGCUGCAGGGUAACAAGCUGACCGAGCUUGAACCGGAAACGUUCGAGCCGCUGAAGCGACUGGACGAGCUGGAUCUGAGCGAAAAUCGGCUACAGGACAUCGGGAACAGUUUGGCGAAUCUUACCAAUCUCGAUGUGCUGGAUCUGUCGGGCAAUCGGAUCCGCACCAUUGCGGACAAUGCGUUCGCGAGCAUGAAGCACCUGAAGAAGCUCAAUCUCGACGACAACAAGCUGACGGAAAUUCCACGCGCAAUCACCGCGCUUCCGAAGCUGAAGGCGAUAUCGUUGGAGAACAAUAAGCUGAAAUCAACUGUGGUGCCAGCGAGUGUGGAGCUCACCGAGCUGUAUUUGGGUGAGAAUGAAAUCAGCUCUCUGCAGCUGGAUAAGUUCCCGGGGUUGGAUGAACUGUUUGUCGAAAACAACCGACUGACCAGCCUGUCAGCGGAUACGUUCGCUAACAACAUUAAGCUGAAGGUAUUGGAUUUGUCAGGCAAUCGUCUCACCGGACCGCUGGAACGUGUUUUCACUCCGUUGAGUAUGCUGAAAACUCUUAGCUUGAGUGGUAAUGCAUUGGGAAGCCUAACGUCGGGGACGUUCGAAGGCUUGCCCGAGUUGGACGAUCUAACGCUGAAGAACAUCAGUCUCGGUCAGCUAGGUAAGGCACCGUUUGCAUCACUUUCGCAGUUGGAAAAGUUAGAUCUGUCGGAGAACGGUUUCGCCAGUGUUGGUGCUGAGACAUUGCGCAGCAACGGGAAGCUUGAAGCAAUCUACCUGAACGAUAACAACAUCAGCAUCGGUUCUCUGGAUGGAUUGGUCGGACUGGAUCGGUUGAAGUUGAUUUCACUUUCGUAUGAAAAUGUGAUCAUCCCGGACACGUUGCUCGAAAACAAAACCAAGCUUGAAGAGUUUUACAUGCAGGGAAGUACGUUCCGCAGUCUACCGGCCAACUUCUUCCGCUCUACACUGGCGCUCGAAAAGUUGUCCAUUUCAGAUAACAAGCAGUUUGUGAAGCUGCCGAAAGAUUUCUUCCAGAACAUACCGUACCUGAAGGAGCUUGUUCUGCUGAACAACAGCCUAUCGACACCCGAACCGGGUGUGUUCGAUCCCUUGGGACUGCUGGAGAAGCUGGACAUUUCGGAAAACCCGUUGAAGUCAUUACCCAUUGGCUUGUUCGCGAAGACGUACAGCUUGACGAAGUUGCGUGUGGCUGAUGCGAACCUAUCUACCAUCCCGGUGGGACUCUUCAGCAGUUUGUACGCGCUUGACAAGCUUGACCUGAGCAACAAUCAGCUGAAAACGCUGUCGAAGGGUGUUUUUGAUGGGCUUUACUCGCUGGAACUGAUCGUGCUCGAUAACAAUGGCAUCGAGCAGUUGGAACCGGCCGUGUUUGUGGGUCUGGAGAAGCUGAAGACCGUGACGCUCUCUAAGAACAAGCUGAGCACAUUGGAUCCGCAACUGUUUGCCGGAUUGCCGGUGGAAGGAAUCGAUAUUUCGGGCAACAAGUUUACAACGUUUGAUGCCAGUGCGGUGGCGUUUGCAAAGACGCUGCUUAUCCUGUCGGUGGAAGAGAAUGCACUCAGUUCGCUCAAGGUAUCGUCCGUGUUGGAAAAGUUGUACGCCGACAACAACCAGCUGUCGGCGAUCGAGGUGAAGCUUGAGGAAUCGGCACCAUUCAGCACACUGACGACCAUCUCUGUAACGCACAAUAACUUCACUAGCCUGGAAAGCUUCUACAAGCUAAAAAUGCUGUCCGAGCUGGACUUGGCGUACAACAGGCUGGAAGUGUUGGAGCUGGGUAAGCUGAGCAGCGAAAUACUGCCACUCUACAUACUGAACGUGUCGGACAGCUACGUGCAACGCAUCAACACCGAUGGGGUUAAGGUACCGAAGCCUCUGACUCACUUGGACAUCUCAAACAACAACGUGACGACGCUGGACGUGGCCUCGUUUGCCGUGUUCCAGGAUCUGGAAAACUUUGUGUUCGGAGGCAACAAGUUCGACACGUUUUCGGUGAGCGAUUUAAUCAGUGCGUUCCGGCAGCUGAAAACGAUCGGGCUGGAAGGUACGGCCUGGAAGUGUGAUUUCUUGACCGGUUUGAAGCAGUCGCUACAGCCGGUGGAUGUGGGCUUCUGGUACAAAGCAAGCGAAUCGGAAGAAGCUAGCAUCACUAAGGUGUGUUCGAAGGAGGUCGAUGGUAUCUGCUGUGUUUGAAGAAAACGAAGCAAUGGCUUGAGACAAUAAAGAAACGAUUGA
This is a messenger RNA of Anopheles stephensi (Asian malaria mosquito), 8482 nucleotides long. RefSeq lists its product as uncharacterized. NCBI's taxonomy places the organism in Eukaryota, Metazoa, Arthropoda, Insecta, Diptera, Culicidae. Bases 1085 to 8440 code for a protein of 2451 amino acids. Gene Ontology annotation, cellular component: extracellular matrix. The record is from RefSeq and is a predicted model, not a curated record. The transcript is spliced from 4 exons. Gene Ontology annotation, molecular function: protein binding.